AUGAGUGGCUACAAUACAGACUGGACGGAGGUCAGAUACGGCCGGAGGGCCCGACGUUUCCGCCAGCAAUCCUGGGACCGUAGGGACGGGUACGGAUGGGGGAAGGCCCGUGCAUUCCCCGCUCCUUAUGGGAGACGGGAUAGAGUCCCCUCACCUUACCAGCCAGUGCCUCCUCCAAGACCGGCACGUUUCUAUGGUCCCCAAUCAAAAACCUAUGCAUCUGUGGUGGGCCGCCAAUUCAAUCGGAGACCGGCCCCACGAUUUUAUAAAAAUCCACCGGUUCAGCAGCAUUCGGACAAUAUUAGGAGACAGCCAGCUGACCCGCAGUUCGGGCGGCUGGUCAGGACUAUGCAUAGUCUUAUAAAGAUAGUGCACCAUUACCAAAAUGUUGCUCCAAAAGCGGGGAAGGGAGAACCCAAAAUCAUCUCCCGGAUGGUUGAAGUGCUAGCCACUAUGAUCAAGCCCGCAGUUCCCACCCAGCGAACUAUGGAGUUCAUUAAGGGGAAUGCAGAGAACUGGGGCUACAACACAGUGACCAUUCUGAUGGAUCACUAUAAGGACGGUUUGGAUGUGGUCUUGGGGGAACUUGAGGGAAUCUUGAUUCCACGGUGGAAGGAUGCCUUUGAAGUGGCAGUACGUUGGGCAAAACGAAACCUGCCCCGGAUCACAGCAGAUGUCAUAGAUCACGCAGAGGCCCUUAUCACAGAGAGAGCUGAGGCCCUUUUGACAGAGAGAACAGAGGUUAGAGAGGAAGCACCCCAACCUACUGUUCAAAAGAACAUUACGUUGCAGUCAUUCAGGGGAACUAAAGAUAAAAGUCACGGGCUAAACAUCCAACCACCGGCCAAACAAUCAGUGGCCACGAUGACCGAACAGGUCCAACAGACAGACUCUGAAUGGGCAAGUUCGCCCAAAGAACAGAGACAGGCCUACAGAGGGAGAAAAGGGGUGGUGUUGCCUGAGGACGAAGUUUUUGUAGAGGAGGUUGAGGAGGUUGAAGAACAGCCUAGAGUCAUACAUGACCAGAUUUUGACAAACUCACAGUUAGCCACAUUGUUUGAUGAGCUAGAUGCAGAAGAGGAACGGGAGAGGUUGGAGGCAAGAGCAGCUAGGGAACCCCCUAAAGAUUCAGAGCAACAAACCUCUACCCCAAACCAAACAGAGGUUCAGGUUCAGGUUUUGAGAGACGCAUUUCCUGAGCCAGAUGAGGUUGAGGCUUUGGGAUCGGGAAGAUCCAGGUCCAGAGGUGGACGAUGGGGAGGUCUUUCAAGACUCAUCGGACAGAUUUUUGGGUCCAGAACCAGAGCGUUUUAA
Xyrichtys novacula (pearly razorfish) is the source of this 1314-nucleotide messenger RNA. The record is from the annotation of a GenBank genome assembly. Lineage: Eukaryota; Metazoa; Chordata; Actinopteri; Labriformes; Labridae.